Laetiporus sulphureus 93-53 is the source of this 1416-nucleotide messenger RNA. Its product is annotated as amidase signature enzyme. The transcript has 8 exons. The record is from RefSeq and is a predicted model, not a curated record. Gene Ontology annotation, molecular function: glutaminyl-tRNA synthase (glutamine-hydrolyzing) activity. Lineage: Eukaryota; Fungi; Basidiomycota; Agaricomycetes; Polyporales; Laetiporaceae. Gene Ontology annotation, biological process: mitochondrial translation; glutaminyl-tRNAGln biosynthesis via transamidation. The coding region runs from base 1 to 1416 and encodes 471 amino acids. Gene Ontology annotation, cellular component: glutamyl-tRNA(Gln) amidotransferase complex; mitochondrion.
AUGCCGCAGUCCACUGACGUCGGAUUGCCCCUUCACAAUGUCUCCGUCGCUGUGAAGGACAAUAUAUGCACAUCCACAAUGCCCACUACGUGCUCUUCUGCUAUGCUGCAAAAUUUCACGUCACCUUUCGAUGCAACCGUUGUCACUCUGAUGCGGCAGGCCGGAGCGGCGAUCAUUGGCAAAACUAACUGCGACGAGUUCGGCAUGGGCUCGCUCAAUACAUAUUCCGUACAUGGCCCAGUGAUCAAUCCUUUCCAAACUCCUCACAGCACCGUCUCGUGGGUUGACCGCGAGCGUCGGUCUGCCGGUGGAAGCUCUGGAGGAAGUGCGGCUGCGGUAGCGGCUGAUAUGUGCAACGUUGCCUUAGGCACUGACACUGGAGGAUCUACCCGAUUGCCUGCAUCGUACUGUGGAAUCGUAGGAUUCAAGCCAUCUUAUGGCCUUAUCAGCAGAUGGGGCGUUGUGUCAUAUGCUGACAGCUUAGAUUGUGUCGGUAUCAUGGCGCGAGCUGUGGACGACGUUGAGAAGGUGUUCGAUGUCUUAGUGGAGUACGACCCUAAAGAUCCGACCGCUGUACGUCCCGCAACGAGGCGGAAGGCCUCACAAGUCUGCGAUGAACAUUACAAGCAUCUCAAUCUAGGAGACUCGCUUGUGGGGUUGCGCAUUGGCAUUCCUCAGGAGUACUUUCCCGCAGAGUUGAAUACCAGUGUGCUCGGACCAUUGCGGCAAGUGCUGGCGCACCUACAAUCCCGAGGUGCACAACUGGUCCCUGUCUCUCUACCUUCCGCACCAUACGCGCUCAGUGCAUACUACGUGAUCUCCAGCGCAGAGGCGAGUAGCAACAUGGCGCGGUACGAUGGUAUUCAAUAUGGCCUCCGCGUCGAUCCUCCCGCAGAAGCAGACAAAACGAAAACAGCGAACGUGUAUGCACACUCUCGCUCAGCUGGUUUCGGCAAAGAGGUGCAGAAGCGGAUCUUGCUCGGGACAUAUGCGCUCACUGCAGAUGCAUUCGACAACUAUUUUCUCCAGGCGCAGCGCGUGCGCAAGCUCAUUCGGCAGGACUUCGACCGUGCCUUCCGCGUGCCCAACGUACUCUCGUCUCAAACUACCUCACCAAGUUCUGCCUCUCAGGCCGAAUCGGACCGUGUUCAUGUCCUGAUCCAUCCCUCAGCAAUUCGCACCGCGCCGCCUCUUCCAGCUCCUGGUUCGGCGACCGAUGGCGAAGGAGGAACCUUGGACACGUAUGUGCAAGACGUGCUCACAGUGCCUGCCUCUCUGGCUGGGUUGCCCGCGCUUGGCGUGUCAGCGGGCUUCGGCGAGGAUGGAUGGCCCGUUGGCGUGAGCAUCGUGGGUCAGUGGGGUUGUGAUAAGAUGGUGCUAGAUAUCGGCAGGCUAUGUGCAGAGUGCGCAGCCUGA